Anopheles moucheti is the source of this 324-nucleotide messenger RNA. RefSeq lists its product as uncharacterized. The record is from RefSeq and is a predicted model, not a curated record. Lineage: Eukaryota; Metazoa; Arthropoda; Insecta; Diptera; Culicidae. The transcript has 3 exons. The annotation marks the transcript as partial.
AUGGAAAAGCGUAUAGGAACGUUAGAAGCUGUAAUUUCUGAAGUACAAAACACCGUUUGCGAUCGAGACAAGGGAAAUAUUAUCAGGUCGCAGUUUGAGUUCGAAAAAAUAUCCAGUGAAGAUGACCUAGCUGUAUUUGAGGAAAGGAUGUCAACGGAUGCUGAAUAUUAUGAAAAAGUUGCGGAUUGGCUUGAUACGGUCGUUAUAGAACAGGAUCCGUUCAAUAGAAUGCACCUGGUUGAUUUCUACGACAAAUGGCCGCAGAGCAGCAGCAGCAGCAGCAGCAGCAGCAGCAGCAGCAGCAGCAGCAGCAGCAGCAGCAAU